AUGGCUAACGAGGGGGGAGCAAGCUCCCAAGCUUUUGAUCUUAAACUUUUCACAGAAGCAAUCAAAGGCGAAUUGGGACGCAUGAUGGACCAAAAACUUGAACUGAUGCACCAACGCAUUGACAGCUUAGAGUUGUCUCAUGGAAGCUCCAAAGGCAACCGUGGAAAGGCUUAUGCACAUGAGUCUAGCGACUCUAACUCAGACAACAACUAUGAGCAUAAGCAAAGUAGGUCUAAGCGUGACGCUAGGCCUUCAAAUGACCACAUUCCGGGCAUAAAGAUGAAAAUUCCACCCUUCCAAGGACGAUCAGACCCCGAUGCCUACUUAGAGUGGGAGAAGCGGAUUGAACUUGUCUUCGACUGCAAUACUUACUCGGAGGAGCAAAAGGUCAAGUUGGCCGUGAUCGAAUUCACCGAUUACGCCGUUGUAUGGUGGGAUCAACUCUCCACUAGUCGAAGGAGGAGUCGUGAACCUACCAUACAAACUUGGACGGAGCUAAGACGACUAAUGAGGAAGCGUUUCGUGCCAAGUCACUACUACCGUGACUUGUAUCAAAAGCUUCAAACCCUCAACCAAGGAGCACGAAGUGUCGAGGACUAUCACAAGGAAAUGGAAAUACUCAUGCUACGGGCAGACAUCAUGGAGGAUCGAGAAGCAACAAUGGCACGCUUCUUGAACGGAUUAAGGCCCGAAAUCGCUGAUCAAGUGGAGUUACACCACUAUGUGGAACUUGGGGAUCUGGUGGAAAAGGCCAUCAAGAUUGAAAGGAGGAUUAAGAGGAGGGGUUCGACUCGGAGUUACUCCAACUUUUCACCCUCUUAUCUCCGAACUACACCACCAAAGAAAGAGGAUAAAGGGCCGAGUAAUUCCAUCCCUUCAAGACCGAGGCCGGAUAUGACUAAGUGGGAGUCUAAGGCAACACCAAAGACUGCCAUUGAGUCGAGCAUGGGGCGAAAUCGAGAUACUAGAUGCUUCAAAUGCCAAGGCCGAGGGCAUAUUGCUAGCCAAUGCCCGAACCAACGCGCUAUGAUCAUCUUACCCAAUGAUGGAGGUAGUUGUGCUAACGUCGCUAGUGCCUUGAUGGUGGAGAAACUAGCACUACCCACUCUACGACAUCCAACACCUUAUCGUUUGCAAUGGUUGAACGAUAGUGGGGAUGUUCGUGUGACCAAGCAAGUCCAAGUACCUUUCCGAAUUGGAAAGUAUGAGGACGUGCUGUUAUGCGACGUGGUCCCUAUGCAAGCAUGUCACAUACUAUUGGGGAGGCCAUGGCAAUUCGACAAGGGAGUUACAUUCGAUGGCAUUACCAAUAAAUACUCCUUCAAGCAAGGCGAGAAGAGGAUUGAAUAUGAGGAUGUCUUCCCCGAUGAGAUUCCAAAUGGACUACCACCAAUAAGGGGAAUUGAGCAUCAAAUUGACUUGGUUCCAGGUGCCCCACUUCCUAACAGACCAGCCUACAAAAUGGGUCCAGAUGAGACAAAGGAGCUCCAACGCCAAAUCGAAGAGCUUCUAACAAAGGGAUGGGCACGAGAAAGCUUGAGCCCAUGUGCGGUUCCCGUCAUCUUGGUGCCUAAAAAGGAUGGAAGUUGGCGAAUGAGCUUAGAUGAGCAUGUUGAACAUGUGAAGCUUGUUCUUGAUGUACUUCGAAGGGAAAAGCUCUAUGCUAACCUUAAGAAGUGCUCCUUUUGUACUGAUCAACUUGUCUUCCUAGGCUUUGUUGUGAGUAAACAGGGAAUCAAAGUGGACGAGGAGAACGUUAAAGCAAUUCGAGAAUGGCCUACUCCAAGCACGAUAGGUGAGGUACGUAGCUUCCAUGGUCUUGCUAGUUUUUAUAGACGAUUUGUUAAAGAUUUUAGUACCAUUGCUGCACCUCUAACUGCUGUAAUUAAGAAAAAUGAGCCAUUUGUGUGGAGAGAUGCUCAAGUACGUGCUUUCCAAAUGCUUAAACAUCAACUCACACAUGCACCACUACUUGCAUUACCAUGCUUUGACAAGAUGUUUGAAAUAGAGUGUGAUGCAUCUGGGGUGGGUAUUGGAGCUGUCCUAAUGCAAGAGGGCAAACCAAUUGCAUACUUUAGUGAAAAACUCAAUGGGGCAGCUUUGAACUAUUCCACUUAUGAUAAGGAGUUGUACUCCUUAAUCCGUGCUUUAGAAACUUGGCAACAUUACUUGAGACCAAGGGAAUUUGUCAUACACACUGACCAUGAGUCGCUUAAGCACAUUAAGUCACAACACAAGUUGAAUAAGCGUCAUGUUAAGUUGUUAGGAUUUGAAUUAGUCAAAGAGUUAUACACCAAUGACCCAGAUUUCUCAGGUAUUUAUGACUCUUGUGGUUCAGCAACUCAAGGGAAGCACACGGAGGUGGCUUGA
Messenger RNA from Coffea eugenioides, 2370 nucleotides. RefSeq lists its product as uncharacterized. Bases 1 to 2370 code for a protein of 789 amino acids. Gene Ontology annotation, molecular function: zinc ion binding; nucleic acid binding. The transcript has 6 exons. The record is from RefSeq and is a predicted model, not a curated record. Lineage: Eukaryota; Viridiplantae; Streptophyta; Magnoliopsida; Gentianales; Rubiaceae.